This is a messenger RNA of Oxyura jamaicensis (ruddy duck), 808 nucleotides long. RefSeq names its product nucleolar pre-rRNA processing protein NIP7 (gene NIP7). NCBI's taxonomy places the organism in Eukaryota, Metazoa, Chordata, Aves, Anseriformes, Anatidae. Gene Ontology annotation, biological process: ribosomal large subunit biogenesis; ribosome assembly. The record is from RefSeq and is a predicted model, not a curated record. Gene Ontology annotation, cellular component: preribosome, large subunit precursor; nucleus; nucleolus. Gene Ontology annotation, molecular function: RNA binding. The transcript is spliced from 5 exons. Bases 84 to 626 code for a protein of 180 amino acids.
GCCGCCGCCUCCCGCCGCCGGUUCCGGGUCUGGGCCCCUCCGGUUCCGCUUCCGGCUCGGCCCCGCGUGCGCGGCGCGGGGAGAUGCGGCCGCUCACCGAGGCGGAGACGCGGGCGGUGUUUGAGAAGCUCGGGAGAUACAUCGGCGAGAACAUCCAGCUGCUGGUGGAGCGUCCCGACGGCACCUACUGCUUCCGCCUGCACCGCGACCGCGUCUACUACGUGAGCGAGAAGCUGCUGAAGGGGGCGGCCAGCAUCCCCCGGCACAGCCUGGUGGCGCUGGGCACCUGCUUCGGCAAGUUCACCAAGACGCAGAAGUUCCGGCUCAACGUCACGGCGCUGGAUUUCCUCGCGCCCUACGCCAAGUACAAGGUGUGGGUGAAGCCCGGCUCCGAGCAGUCCUUCCUCUACGGCAACCACGUGCUGAAGUCGGGCCUGGGCCGCAUCACGGAGAACACGGCGCAGUACCAGGGCGUGGUGGUGUACUCCAUGGCCGACGUCCCGCUGGGGUUUGGGGUAGCUGCGAAGUCCACCCAGGACUGCCGGAAGGUGGACCCCAUGGCGAUCGUGGUGUUCCACCAGGCCGACGUCGGGGAGUACGUGCGGAGCGAAGACACGCUGACCUAGGCGGGUGUGAGAGCCUGGGAGCUGUGAGCGUUUCUGGGCAGAAGGGACUCGUCCUGCACCCUGCGCGGCAGCACGCGGAGCCGCUGGGAGCUCACCCCAGGGGGGCGGCCGCUGCCACCAUGAGCGCGCGGAGGCACCAGAGCUGGUGCUGCGGUUGCAUAAAGCCCGUUCCUUCUCCCCAA